Diceros bicornis minor is the source of this 991-nucleotide messenger RNA. It is a transcript of the gene ALKBH6, whose product is annotated as alkB homolog 6. Bases 35 to 820 code for a protein of 261 amino acids. Lineage: Eukaryota; Metazoa; Chordata; Mammalia; Perissodactyla; Rhinocerotidae. The transcript has 7 exons. The record is from RefSeq and is a predicted model, not a curated record.
UCAGGCACGUGGGGCGGAAGUGGCUGAGAAGGGAAUGGGGGUGUUGACUUUGGAUGUUGGAGGGGAUACUGGUGGACGGACUGGGUACAUGGAGUUGGUGUCGAUGGAGGAUCAGGACGCCAGGGUCCCAGCCCUGGAGCCAUUCAGGGUGGAGCAGGCACCACCUGUUAUCUACUAUGUCCCUGACUUCAUCUCCAAGGAAGAGGAGGAGUAUUUGCUUCGACAGGUCUUCAAUGCCCCAAAGCCCAAGUGGACCCAGCUCUCCGGGAGGAAGUUACAGAACUGGGGUGGGCUCCCCCAUCCCCGGGGGAUGGUUCCUGAGCGGCUGCCCCUGUGGCUCCAGCGCUACGUGGACAAAGUGUCUGAUCUCAGCCUUUUUGGGGGUCUCCCAGCCAACCAUGUCCUUGUGAACCAGUAUCUGCCUGGGGAGGGCAUCAUGCCCCACGAGGACGGGCCACUGUACUACCCGACCGUCAGCACCAUCAGCCUGGGCUCCCACACCAUGCUGGAUCUCUACGAGCCGCGGCAGCCAAAGGAUGAUGACCCUGCAGAGCAGCCCCGGCCCCCGCCCCGGCCGGCCACCUCGCUGCUGCUGGAACCGCGCAGCCUGCUGGUGCUCCGGGGCCCCGCCUACACGCGCCUCCUCCACGGCAUCGCAGCCUCCCGCGUAGACGCGCUCGACGCCGCCUCCCUGCCGCCCAACGCGGCCGCCUGCCCGUCGGCGCGGCCCGGAGCCCGCCUGCUGCGCGGCACCCGCGUUUCGCUGACCGUCCGCCGCGUGCCCCGCGUGCUGCGCGCCGGCCUUCUGCUCAGCAAGUGACGCCAGGCCCCGGGACCGGCCGGGAUUCCCGGGCUCUCGCCUCCAGACGGCUGCGCCCCUGUGACCUUGGAACCCUGGGGCAGAGGCAGUUCCCCCGGGUUUUAUUUUCCCAGUAGUUGUGGGAACCACAGGAAAAGGCCCCAUUACAAAUAAAACAAAACAAAAUCUUUC